AUGUUCGUUGUCUCGUUUGCUGCGGCAACGGAUAUCUUCAUGUAUGGGCUGAUCGUCCCUGUCACGCCCACGGCCUUGCAGGAUAGAGUGGGGCUGUCGGAGGGCAGUAUCCAAAGCUGGACUUCUAUUCUUCUUGCGCUGUACUCGGCUGCGUUGUUGGGGUUCUCGCCUAUUGUUGGCUACCUGGCUGAUCGAUCCGAGUCACGUCGAUGGCCACUGUUAAUUGGGUUGGUGGCGCUGGGCGCUGCUACGGCUUUGUUAUGUGUUGGGACGAAUAUUGGGCUGUGGAUUGCUGGUCGUUUGUUUCAGGGUGCUGCUGCUGCCGUGGUUUGGUCUGUUGGUCUUGCGCUGAUGGUUGAUACUGUUGGUAAAGAGGAUCUGGGCCAGGCUAUUGGUUAUGUAUCUAUGGGUAUUAGCGUUGGGACAUUGGCUGGUCCCCUGCUCGGUGGUGUUUUAUACCAAAAUGGUGGAUACUAUGCUGUCUUUGGCCUUGCCUUUGGACUCAUUGGUGUUGAUAUCUUCCUCCGGGUGAUUCUGAUCGAGCGACGACAUGCGAUCAAAUGGCUUGCGCCGGAGCAGAGACCCUCGUCUGCGAAUGGACAGCAAACCGAGAAAGAGCACAAAGAAACUCGAAGCUCUUCAGCCUCCAACAUAUCUGAUACCGAUACAAUGCCCAAAUCGCCUCCUUCACGAAGUGCCCUGCACCGUGUUGGCACUCUACUUAGAUCGCCCCGUCUUAUCGUCUCCCUGUGGGGAUACUUCAUCAUAUCCCUUGUCCUGACCUCCUUCGACAGUGUUCUCCCACUAUAUGUGCAAGAGACAUUCGAUUGGAAGCAAACCGGCCAAGGACUGAUCUUCAUCCCACUCAUGGUACCACACUUCCUGGACCCUGUAACCGGGUACGUCAUCGACAAAUUCCCCCGGGCCUCUCGCUACAUUACAGCAGGAGUAUUCCUUGCCUCUGUUCCCGUGAUGACACUUCUGCGUCUCGUCAUAGAUAACACCAUGCAACAUAAGAUUCUGCUGUGCGCUCUUCUUGCUCUUCUUGGUCUCUGCUUCGCGGUUGCUAUGCCUCCUAUCGUGGCGGAAGUCUUCUAUGCCGUGCAAGAGAAGGAAGAUGAAACACCGGAUAUCUUUGGCCGUGGUGGAGCUAUGGCUCUGGCUUUUGGUCUUUCCAAUAUGGGCUUUGCGGCUGGAAGUCUCAUUGGGCCAUUCUUCGCUGGUUUUAUUCGACAAGAGGCUGGUUGGGGGACUAUGGGCUGGGCAAUGGGCCUGAUUGUUGGUGUCUCGGCGCUUCCAGUCCUUUUGUUCCUUGGCGGAUGGAUCUUGCGGAAGCCUAAGCCAUCGGAAGAAACUCCGAUCAGCGAGAGUGAUUCCCCAUAG
Molecule: messenger RNA, 1383 nt
Organism: Penicillium arizonense
Lineage: Eukaryota; Fungi; Ascomycota; Eurotiomycetes; Eurotiales; Aspergillaceae
Product: MFS transporter
Exons: 1
Coding region: 1-1383 (460 amino acids)
Biological process (GO): transmembrane transport
Molecular function (GO): transmembrane transporter activity
Source: RefSeq, a predicted model, not a curated record